AUGCCCAGUAGUAAAGCAAGGCCGUUGUGCUGGAGAAAAGUGUUGAUAAAGGAUGCUGCCCUGUGGAGGAUAUUUGCUCCGGACUUCAAGGGCAAGGUUGAGGUACUUGCGUGUGCGGAGGGUGAAGAAAGUUUUAACUUGACCAUUCGCGACAACUUCCGCAUUCCUGAUCACGAUGCGAUGAAGGCACCACUGCCGCAAGGCAAAGGUGAUCUUGGAGCCUUGGGAGACCUUGAGGAGAAGGGUGUUCUCAAAAGGCAGGUGGUGAAAGGUGUGCGGUUUCGCCAGAAGAAAAAGCCUGAGCCUGCUGUGAUUCCUCCUUUGGUGCCGCAGGCGGCAGGUAUCUCUCGUUCUCGUUUUCGCAGAUACACCGAUUACAUGGUAGUGUCUGACACCCUUAAGAGUUUGGGUGUUCCAGGUGGUGGUGCGGCUGCAGGUGGAUCCUCUGCGGGUUCCAAACGUGCUGAUGAGAAAAAGAAGAGGAGGGUAAAGGAGAAGGCUGCUGGUGCCGGUGAGCAGAAACGUCCGAGGUUGCGAACGAGACGGACAACUGCUGUUUCGCAGCCGAAGCCUGCGGUUGUGGCUGUUGCUUUAGAUUUGUUCGCAGAACCGCAAGAUGGAGGCUUCUCCUUGUUUGAUGCUCCCAUUUCCCUCGCACAUGAUGCGUCUGCGGAUGCGGGGGUUAAUAAAGAGUUUACAAGAAGCCCUUCUUUCGAAGUGGUUACCGAGCCUUCUGUGCAAGUGGAGGAUGUUGGGGAGAAGACCGUGGAUCAAAUCUUUGAUACGGUGGAUUCUCAUGAUAAUCUGAUCCCCCCGCGGGAUAAUGAAAAUUUGAAGUUUGCUGGUGUUGAAAAGCAAAAAUCUCCUGCUGCUGAGAAGGAUUCCGGUUCUGCCUCCGGGGGUACGGGUUUGGAAGGACCAUCCAUUCAGCCUGAUGAGUCUGAAUUGGAGUUCUACUAUCGUACCUAUACGGAAGACCGGGGUGUGAAUUACCAUCGCCCCCCUUGGAAUGUUAUGCAAGGGGAUGAUGUUUCGACUGAUCCCUCCGCUUGCAGGAAUAUUCUGAGUGGUUUGGGCACCUCGUUUGAGGUUUUCCGGGCCCGCGGUUUAUCUCGUGAGAAUCGUAUAAACCAACUCUCCUCCAUGCUUGUUGGGAGUUCCAUAAUGGCGAAUGCUAUUAUGGAAGACUACAAGGUUUUGGGACGCAAGGAGGUGGAAAAUACUCGCUUGCGGGCUGAGGCCGAGGCGUUGGUUAAAGCUGCUCGGGAGGGUGCGUAGCAGCUUGAAAGGGAGAAGGCUGCUUUUGAGCAGUAUAAGCAGAUUGAGGAGUGGGCUGCAACUGCUGGCCUUAAACAGGUUCGUACUCUUGCAAAAUUGCUUUCUGAUGAGCACAAGAGUUGGAAAGAAUCUUGGGCAAAACAGAAUGAAAAGCUAUUUUGUGUUCGUCAGGAGCUGAGCAAUCUCAAAGCGGCGAAUACUGCUUUGGUAAAGGAGAAAUCCGCAGCUGAGACGGUUGCCCAAGAGGCCAAUGAGGCGGAGGCCCGAGCUACCAAGGCAUUUGAAGAGGUGAAUGCAGAUCGCAGCCAUUUGAACAAGGUUGUUGAGGACCUCAAGGUUGAAAUGCAGAAACGGGCGACCAUUAUUGAGGAGGUCACUGCCCACGCGACUGAGGCUGAAGCGCGGGCAAGGGAGGUUGCUGAGGCUAGAGAUAGCCUGUCUUCCUCUUUGGAUCAGCUGAAGGCAUAUGGUGACUGGAUGCGUUACCACGGUAUCGGGCAUAUUGUUGGAACCAUUCUUGAUGCGCCUGAGAACGCAGCUGCUGUAAAUGAGCUUAAGGAGCGCGCGCGGGAGGCAGGAUUUAAGGCUGGUUACAAUUGAUGCAUUAGCUAUAUAAACCCCUUGUACCAAAGCAAAUUUACUGAUGAAAGGUCUGGGUUUCAAGGCGUAGAUACCGAAGCGCGGUAUGCUGCAGCUAUUGCGGCGUAUAACGACCUAUCCAUUACCGCUACUAAUGAUAUUGAUAACUGCUUGGAGGCGGAGGAUUAUGUUGACUGCUUGCGGUUGUUGUAUGGUGAUCCGGAAGAGGAAGAGGAGCAAGAGGCCGCUGGCAGUGGCAAGGGUGAUGCGGGUACCAGUGGUACAAAGAAGGACUAGGUUGGCCUGCGUGCCCUUUUUGAUUUCCUCUUUGAUGUAAAUGUUAGAAAACUUUAUGUAAAUUUCUUGUGCACCGCGUAAGUGUAGAAAUUUUAUGAAAUACAAAGUUAAUCUUUUUAUUCAA
Messenger RNA from Helianthus annuus (common sunflower), 2278 nucleotides. RefSeq lists its product as uncharacterized. The record is from RefSeq and is a predicted model, not a curated record. The coding region runs from base 1 to 1278 and encodes 425 amino acids. The transcript has 6 exons. Lineage: Eukaryota; Viridiplantae; Streptophyta; Magnoliopsida; Asterales; Asteraceae.